Molecule: messenger RNA, 4298 nt
Organism: Strongylocentrotus purpuratus (purple sea urchin)
Lineage: Eukaryota; Metazoa; Echinodermata; Echinoidea; Camarodonta; Strongylocentrotidae
Product: caspase recruitment domain-containing protein 11
Exons: 14
Coding region: 899-3226 (775 amino acids)
Biological process (GO): regulation of apoptotic process; Golgi to secretory granule transport; vesicle transport along microtubule
Source: RefSeq, a predicted model, not a curated record
UUCCUCUGCUGAGCUUCAUAUGGAAAGGACAGUCUGUGUUCUGUAGCUCGAUCUGUACGAUGUAACUUUGGAUAUAAGGCAAUGUGUAUUAUUGCAUGGACCUACUUGCUUUUUUAAGUGGAACAUUCGGGAGCAGAUAUUGAUUUUCACACAGCAAAAUAGUAUCUUCAGCUUUUAAUAUUGGGCUCGUUUUGUGAGCAAAGAAAUAUUCAUAAGCGAAAGAGAGGUUAGGUGCUUCAUGCCAGACAACAAAUAUUAAAAGAGACAGUUGAGCUCUGCAUUACCAUAUCAGAGUAAAGUUCAUCGAUGGAAUUGUAUUUGAUUGAAAGAUGGGGAAUACUUCUAAACUAGCAACAUCAACUUGAACGGUGAUAAAUGACGACUGAAUUAAUUGCACUAUUUUGUGAUAGUCUUCUAGUCCAGAACAACCAACAUGACUAAUACUUUUUGUUGUCAAUUGCGAGUACUGACUUAGGGAUAACAAACUAAUUAUUGUCUGAAGAGUACUUACAUGUACAAUAUAUUUACUUUUGCUAGCUUGGAAUUUGUCUAAUUAAUAUCAAUUUUAUGGAUGAAAGUACUUGAUGCCAGUCAAUCUUGUUAAUCUUAUUAAUCUUGAUGUGUUAAUAUACAUUGUAUUACACAUGAAGAGGAGAUGAAGGAGUUUUGUCACAUGGUCCAUUCUCAGUUCUAAAUACUGGCGUGUAUCAUCUUGUUUGUGGCAUGUAUUCAGUGAUCAGACAGUAUCAUACUCUUACUGAUUUCUUUGGGAAAAGUGGUGCGUCAUACUAGACUGUAUGUAAGUGAACAGAUACUUAUUUUCAGCACACAUCGCAGACACCAGAAAACAUCUCGCACUUCAAAUAAAAUUACAAAUCGGUCCGAGGGAUAUUUCAUUAUGGCUACUGCUUCUUCUUCUGCUGGAGAGAGUGAGACAGAACCUGCAAACCAAACUCCGGAUAGCACUGACAUAGACCAACCCUCAGACUUAGACCAACCCUCUGAAGAAAGCAGUGGCAUGGAGCGCAAGAAUACAGCUCUGGGUCCAGGCAAGUUAAAGGAGCUUCUAGAGAGCAACUGGAGCAAACUGCUUGACCAUCUGGAGGUGGACCGCAUCAUACCAAGGUUCCAGGAUGCCCGUCACUUUGAUAUAACGGACAGGGAGAGAAUCACAAAUGCAUCCAAGUACCCUACAUCAGCAGACAGAGCUGGUAUUCUCCUGGACACGGUGUUACGAAGAGGUCCUAAGGCCAUAGAGCUCCUCUUCAAUCAAGUGGAAGAGCAUUAUCCAGACCUGUACAAGGAAAUAACCGGUAGAGAACCAAAAAUCACCAGAAGAAGAAUGCAGACAUAUUUAAAUCGCCAUAAAGAGAGAGGUCUUCCUCCUGGGAUAACCAUGAAUAUCCUCACACAGCUGACGGAGAUGGUAGGAGUUAAGGAGAAGCAAGAGGACGAGCUGAGGAUACGAAACAGAGAACUUGAAGCUCAGAGACUGGCCAUCAAGAAGCUGAAGCAGAGCAAGGAGAGGAUUCAGAUGAAGAAUAAAGCACUCCUUUCAAAGAAUGAAGAAAGAGAUAAGCUGCAAACAGAACUAACCCAGAGAACCACAAUGCUCAAGGAUGUCCAGAAUAAACUUUUGAAAUUCCAGAGAGAGGCAGAUAAAGCAAAACAUCAUGCAAGAAUGGCAACCUUCAAGAACUUCCAUUUGGAGUAUGAACUGAGAGAGAUGCACAACAGGAUGAACCUUCAGCGACGUCAAACCCGCAACCUUCAGAGGUCCGUCAAGAAACAUGAGGAAUGGUUGUGUGAACACGACAUCAGCUAUACCUUCGAUCCUAGGAAAGUGGAGGAGCUUCAGCGUGAACUGGAAAAGAUUGACGACUACCGACGGUCAGUUGCAAUCAGCGAUGAAGUGUGUGAGAUAUCCGAAAGAGUCCAGAGCCAACUGGCCAAAGCAAGAGACACAAAUCAGAGUCUGAACUUGAAAGUCCAGAAAAUACAAGAAAGAAAUGAUGGGCUGAAAGGAGAGAUUGAUCUGCUGAAGAAGGAACGAAAAAUGAUGAAAGAUACGAUGAGGAUGAAUCGGCUUCAUCUGGAGAUGUCUCAGCAAGAGCUUGAGAUCGUUAGCCGAGAGAGAGCAAAGCUGAAUCAAGCAUACGAGGAGGUGUUGAAAGACAUGUCCCAAUCCUUCCUGACCACCACGUCUCUACAAGACAGGCUCAACAGCCUUCGACUGGACUAUGCUGACCUGUCAGAGAGGAUAAUGAAUGCUGAUGAUGGGUCAGUAGAUACCUCAGGAAUAUAUCCUCAUGGUGAUGCAGAUGAUGACCUGGUUGAUGAUGAUGGUACUGCAGCUGAUGCGGAAGAUGAUUCCGAGAGUGGAUGGGAUGAUGCUUAUCAAAUAGGAGAGUCGAUUGUCCCAAUGCCGAGGGAGAGACUGAAGCGAUUGGAGUCGACUCACAGCAAUCCAGGGCUCGGCAAGAGUGAGCAGUUGAAAGCGUUGUCAGAGUCCUUCGAUAAGGGCGAGUUGUCUUACUCUCCUCCCUGCACCAUGACGAGCAGUUCCUCAACGACCACGACAGGAGAUGAGGCUGCCAUCGCCUCUCUGGACAUUGGUAGGAUCUCUGGAUUCCCCAACUAUAGUUUCCGAGGUAGCAGCGAUGAGGGUGAUGACGGCGAUUAUGAAGAUAUACCGCACAGGUCAGAAGAUGACUUUGGAAUGAUGGAUCCUCAGCCGAUAUCAGUGCGCUCCAGGCCAGGGACUCGCCAUCAUCUUGGUCAUGAUCGUCGUCGAUCUCGAUCUCUGAGUCGUCUAGAAGACUAUGAGAACUUGGAGUUCUUAAAAAACCCUGGCUGUUACAGGUAUGCCCAACUAGGCGUUAAGGACUCCCCACAAUGCAAAGCUCUUCCAAGGAAGAAUACAGUCAAAGGUCAAAGGUUAAAGGACCAUGUCGCAUCUUGGAUCCUUGCCUCUGACUCCAGAACGCCUGUUCCAAAACUAAGGGUUCCUCCCAUGCAGGCCCCAGAGAAAGGCAUGCAGGAAUGCAUACAACCUUCUGAGCAAUGGUUAGGCCCACCGAUGGAACCUGUCAAACCAGAAGAGUCGCGCAGUAAACGCAUCAAAAGUGUCUCAGGGAUUUUUGUUAUAAACAGGGGAUCAUAUCGAUUAGGGGUCCAUAGAAAAAAAGGCCAAAAGGUGUCUAAAAAUAAAGAAAAGACAGGAUAAUGUCAGAAGAUGUACGUACAUGUAGCUCUCAUUGUAUAGAAAACCAUAGUGCAAUAAAAAUGUACAUAUGAAUGUUUUCAAAUAUUUGAUAUUAUUUAAACAUAUUUGUGGCUUACACCCAGUAAGUAAGAUCGAUUGAUCGAUCUGUAUUGAAAAACAAGUUAGAAAAAAUCUUGGAACCAGCGGGACUUAAAGCUGCAUCUACUGCUUGCUGGGCAGCGACUCCAUCACCAUUUGAUAUGAUUGAAAAUUCCUUUCCGGCUGUGAAAUUGUGUCACGAAUAUGGCACAUAUUUUUUUAAUGAUGUUCUAAAAUUUUGGAAGAUCAUUUUUUCAGCAUUGCAUUUGAUAAGGAGGCUAUUGGAUUAUUGUUGAUAGAUGAUUUGUCCGGUUCUUAUUUGCUAAUUAAUCUUGGUGACUAAGUCUACUUUUCCUCUUAAAAAUCAGAAAAAGAUUGCAGAAAAUCCCUUUAACGUGUUAGAAUCUGCUUGUAAGUGUCGGCUUGCAUGGUGAUGUAGAUAUACAGUAGGCUUGCGGGUGCAAGUUCUCCUUAGAACUAUAAGCUAAGAAAGAUAACAAACAGUCCUUUUUAGGACUACACACCCCAAAGAAAGAUUACCGAGUCAAAGAGUCCUUUUAGUCCAGGCAUAAUUUGAUUUUCCUCAACCCUCUCUCUCUCUCUCACAUGGUGCACCUGCAAGCCUACUGUAUGUGUUAGAAUUUUUUUCAAUGGCAUCCUAAAGAAAAAAGGAAUGUAUUUGGAUUUAAGGAAUCUUUUAUAUUUGUUAACAUCUCAGGAAUGAAUAUUUAUUCAUGAAGAGUUUGCUUUUCAGAACUCUGCUCGAGUUCCAUUUCUAAAUCUUCCAUUUGAACAAUCACUUGGGAGAGAGGGAUAGAUAGACAUGUGAUUAGCUUGUAAAAUGAACCCUAUAAGAAUACACCCUAGACCCUAACACACCCUUACACAAGAUCCUAUUAGUCCAUUGCACCUUCAAUCAUAGACCCCUAACCUGAUAAUGUGAUUUGUCAUUCAAAGGGGUGACUAAUCUUUCUUUUUUUAACUGAAAGAAUUU